This is a messenger RNA of Marmota monax (woodchuck), 4754 nucleotides long. RefSeq names its product prolactin releasing hormone receptor (gene Prlhr). Gene Ontology annotation, molecular function: neuropeptide binding; neuropeptide Y receptor activity. Bases 136 to 1248 code for a protein of 370 amino acids. Gene Ontology annotation, biological process: G protein-coupled receptor signaling pathway. NCBI's taxonomy places the organism in Eukaryota, Metazoa, Chordata, Mammalia, Rodentia, Sciuridae. Gene Ontology annotation, cellular component: neuron projection; plasma membrane. The transcript is spliced from 2 exons. The record is from RefSeq and is a predicted model, not a curated record.
GUUCAGCCGCGGCGGAGAAGCCAGAAGCCCGGGCUGCCGUCGCGGGCGGAGGACCGCUAGAGGACAGCGCAGGUCCUGCCCCUCCCUUCCUCUUGGGAGCGCUUUCCCCUCCGCCAAGCCCCACUCCAGGUGGCCAUGACCUCACUGCCUGCUCGGAACCCCAGGGUCCCUGACUUGUUUUCUGGGCUGCCGGCAGCAGCCACAACUCCGGCUAACCAGAGCACAGAGGCCUCGCCGGGCAACGGGUCAGCAGCAGGCCCCGGCGCGCAGGCCAUCACGCCAUUCCAAAGCCUGCAGCUUGUGCAUCAGCUGAAGGGGCUGAUUGUGCUGCUCUACAGCGUCGUGGUGGUCGUGGGGCUGGUGGGCAAUUGCCUGCUGGUGCUGGUGAUUGCGCGAGUGCGCCGGCUGCACAACGUGACCAACUUCCUCAUCGGCAACCUGGCCCUGUCAGACGUGCUCAUGUGUGCCGCCUGCGUGCCGCUCACGCUGGCCUACGCCUUCGAGCCACGCGGCUGGGUGUUCGGCGGCGGUCUGUGUCACCUGGUCUUUUUCCUGCAGCCGGUCACCGUCUACGUGUCGGUGUUCACACUUACCACCAUAGCAGUGGACCGUUACGUCGUGCUGGUGCACCCGCUGCGCCGGCGCAUCUCGCUGCGCCUCAGCGCCUACGCGGUGCUGGCUAUCUGGGCGCUGUCCGCGGUGCUGGCGCUGCCCGCCGCCGUGCACACCUACCACGUCGAGCUCAAGCCACACGAUGUGCGCCUCUGCGAGGAGUUCUGGGGCUCCCAGGAGCGCCAGCGCCAGCUCUACGCCUGGGGGCUGCUGCUUGUCACCUACCUGCUCCCCCUGCUGGUCAUCCUCCUGUCUUACGUCCGGGUGUCGGUGAAGCUUCGGAACCGCGUGGUGCCGGGCUGCGUGACCCAGAGCCAGGCGGACUGGGACCGUGCGCGGCGUCGCCGCACUUUCUGCUUGCUGGUGAUGGUCGUGGUGGUGUUCGCCGUGUGCUGGCUGCCGCUGCAUGUCUUCAACCUGAUGCGGGACCUUGACCCGCAAGCCAUCGACCCCUAUGCCUUUGGGCUGGUGCAGCUGCUCUGCCACUGGCUCGCCAUGAGCUCUGCCUGCUACAACCCCUUCAUCUACGCCUGGCUGCACGACAGCUUCCGCGAGGAGCUGCGCAAGCUGUUGCUCACCUGGCCCCGCAAGAUCGCACCCCAUGGCCAGACCAUGACCGUCAGCGUGAUCAUCUGAUGCCCUGUGCCAGGCCUGGGCUGGAGAGUUCCAGGUUCUCUGGCCUCCAAGGUUGGACUGGAGACCUUAUUUCCAGAGCUAAACCAACACAAGGGAAAAAUUUCCAACCCAGACUGUUUGUCUAGCGUCCUGUCUUGUUCUUGUGUCUUUUAAAAUGCUAAGUGGGCUUUGCAGUGUAGGAGGCCAGGGAAGAGGAUUUAUUAUUUCUUCCUUAUGUCCUGGAAAGACAAACAGACCUUUCUCUGGGGUCAGAAAACGUUUUAGAACCAUGGUUUUCAUCCCUGCUUUCUCUUCCUCUUGCUCAGUGGUGAUUAAGGAACACUGUGGGUGGGAUUCCAAAUGGUCUAUUGGGGUUGGCAGAGGUUUUCAGCUUGCCUUUUUAAAAGGACUCAGCUGAGAUAAUGCCUGGUAUUCUUACAUCAACUUGAACCCUUGACUCCAGGAUUUCAGGUGAAUAUGUUUUACAACUCUUUACUUAGGAUUUCAGCAUUUCCUGAAUAAGACCAUUAGGCACAAAAGGAUUUUAGUUUUAAAACCACUUGAGUUUAUAGUACAAAACCACUUACAAACUGCCUUUCAAAAAGUCUUGUUUUUGUUGUCCUUUGUUAUUACUCCUCAACUACUAUUUUAAAAUGAUGAGAUGGAUUAGUCAAUGAAUAGAUGGCUAAAGAGAAAAAGGUCCAGUUCAUUAAGGGGACAUAUAACUAAAGGACACAAGGACAGGCAUUGUGCAUGUGUGUGUUUGUGUGUGUGUGUGUGUGUGUGCGCACCCAAUGUUUGCCACAAGGCAGGCACUCAAAUAUUUUAUUGGUGUUCUGAACGCUCAAUGUAAACUGUAUGCCACAGCAAUUCUCCUGCAUUCUCUAAUUGCUCAAUUGCAACACAUCAGCAGCUGUCGUCUGACUGCUCAGCACCUGCUCCUUAGAGACACUUGGAACAUAUCAACCCUGAAUAGAAGGACUGGGAGAAGUUUCCUUAAGGACAGCACAGGAAAAUACGCUGCUGUCCAUAAGAUGCACAGAUCCAACAGUUCACUAAUUACUUCCAGGGUUAAGGGAACAGGUGAAGACUGUUGGGCAUGGUAGCAGGCUGAUAAUUAUCAUGUUAAUCUCCUGAGAGUUAAGGAGGACAAGUGCCCUGAGACAAGGGUCUCCAUAAUGAAUGUUAGAACAGCAAUUGGGGCCAUGAGAGCAGGAGCCUUGGGAAAUGAUACUCAAUACCCAGCUGUCAGAUCAGCCCCUGUGGUAUGUGAGGCACGAACUAGUGUCUACAGCAACUCAGUCAAUGCUUCCCCUCCUCUUGGUUCUCUAACUCCCAGAAAUGAGUUCAUUCACUUGCUGAAGUGCUCUGAAAGGCAAGGAGAGAAAGGUUGGUAUUGGGAUGACAAGUAUUAAAUCCUGAGACCAAUGUCAACCAUGAUAGGAGAGGACACAUUUGUGAUUGGGCCAGGCAGCCAGAGGAGUCUUUAGUAGCUACAGGGUUGGCCUCUUCAUUGUGCAGGAAAGAGCAGGGAAGAGCUGGCUUUGAAGAAAGAACUAGGCAGUUUAAGAGGGGAGGUAGAAGUUACCUCUGGCAAUGUCACCAAGCCACUUAGCCUUGUCCAAGUAUUGGAGGACGAAGAAUCUAUGCUCUAAUAAUGUAGCCCACUGCCAUAGCAUAUUGUCAUAGCAUCGUGUCCCCUGCCCCAAAUGAGCUUAUCUCCCAGGUUUCCCAGGAAGUUUGUGAGACUGGCCUUCAACUUGUGAUCCUCCUUUCUCAGUCUCCUGAAUCACUGGGAUUACAGGUGUUCAUCACCUGCAAUGUCUCUUUCUUGUACGGUUUAAAUCACUGUUUCUCAGCCCUGGGUACUCCUAGUAUUACCUAGGAGCCUUCAGAAAAAACAUCAAUGUCUAAGUCCUACCCCUAGAGAGUCUAAUUGACUCGAGAUGAUGUCUGGGCAUCUGCAUUUUCUAUAGCACUUGAAGUAAUUUUGAUGUGCAUCCAAUAUUACGCAGUUUAAGAAUUCCCCUUUUCUAAUGAGCCUCAGAAACAUCCAAAUGAAGAUUCAAUUGUAACUGCCAAAGGUGUUAAGGAUUUGACAGCAAGCUGCAUGUCAUACAACUCUUCAGACAACACCUGAUUUAUCAUACACAAAGAAAUCCUUUUGCUUGAAUAUACAGGUAUUCAAUCACUAGUUCUCACAUAAUCCUGUGUGAGGCACUACUUUGUGAGUUUUACCAGUUUGGAAGAAACAUCAACUUCAGGUUAAUUGCACCUUAAAGUUAUAUGCCAUAAAUUCUUCCAAGUUCUCAUUGUCAGGGUGUUAAAAAAUUAAAAUGUUCCCCGAUUAGCUUAAUUUGAGUCUAUAUUAACUGUGAGAAGAAAGAGUCCCCAUUAAUCAUUAGAAAAGCUGCCACCCAUUUCUGUCAUGUCUACAAUGUAAAGUUUUUGACAUUUGUACAGAAUUUAUGGAGAGCUCAAAGAGGUGGGAGAAUCAUUCUGGGUUUAUAAACAUCUUUACAAAUUAUGAAAAUUGGUAACUGAAUAGCAAUUAUUGUUACCACAUGUGACAUCUAUUUGAGACUAAUUUAAUUAAAAAAAUUCUCAGAGAUGAGUUACGGAGAAACCCGUAUAGGACUGUAGGUAGAAAAUUGUAUUUCGUAAUUUAUUUUGAUUAAUCUAAGCACCUAAUAUGUGUACCCAGGCUGUUCCUGCAGGGAGUCAGACAGAAGCAAAUUUGGGCACUGAUCCAGCUUGGGACUUGGCAGCAGCCAUGCCCAAGGCUGAUAGAGGCUCUGUAAUCCUCUUUGCAAGCCUUGUCCCCAGGUCUCAGUUUUGGCAGUCAAUCAAUAGAUUUAUCUCACUAAAUCGGCAGAGGAGUGUUUCAAUAUGUGUUGGCAACAGUUGCCUGGAUAAAGAACUGCAAGAGAUGUAACAAUAUUCCAUUGAUGUAACCUUCCUGAGUUUUUGUUCUUAUGAAUUUUCAGGCUGAUCUUUUAUGGAAGCAGCUCAUUUUCAUAUUUAUUAUCUCAGGAAGGCUAAGUCUACCACCUCUGUCCUGUGGUUUGCACGUCUGAACAUUGAGUCUUUCAAAUGCAGGGCAAGGAAGUUACUUCAAUGGGACCCAGGCAGGAGUGUGGCUUGAUCCUGGAGUGAACACAAGGCCUAUCCCCCAUAAAGCAUUAUUUAAAGGUCAGGUCCUCAGAAUCACCUCUGUUUCCCAAGGUAUGUCCUUGAAAGAUUUACCUUCAUGUGUUCAUGUCUUUCCUAUGAUGCUUGUGUUGUUGAGUCGCUAUGGAAAGCUCUUGUACUAUGUUUGAUAUGUUGUGCGUGCUCAAUAAAAAUUAAAUCAUUGGCACAGUCUCCAGCCAUGGGAUAAUAAGCCAAGUCAGUUACCUACAACCUAAGGAUGGCCAAGGUCAAAGCAAGGAUAAAUCAUGCCAAGGAAAAUAUACUCUUCGAUCUAGAUUUGUCAGAACCAAGUAACAUCAGAGAUGACUGUUCAUUUUGGGUUUUCUGUGACCCCA